This is a messenger RNA of Mercenaria mercenaria, 2138 nucleotides long. RefSeq names its product sedoheptulokinase-like. Gene Ontology annotation, biological process: carbohydrate metabolic process. The transcript has 5 exons. Bases 240 to 1685 code for a protein of 481 amino acids. Gene Ontology annotation, cellular component: cytosol. The record is from RefSeq and is a predicted model, not a curated record. Gene Ontology annotation, molecular function: sedoheptulokinase activity. NCBI's taxonomy places the organism in Eukaryota, Metazoa, Mollusca, Bivalvia, Venerida, Veneridae.
UAAAACAUUUAUAUUAUUCUACAAAUCCAUAGUCAAUUUAUCAAUACAUGUAUUAAAUUCUGGAAAGGAAAUGCAUGAAAGGACCACAUUUCUGGAGUUUUUUAAAAAGCUGUUACAUGAUUUUGUUUGGAAGCAUUUGCAACAACGUACCAGUGUUUAAGUGUAUAAGUAUCCAACUUCAUGCGACAGAACAAUAAAACAUAUAUUGGGCAAAUAUUGGCUAGAAAAAGUCUUCAGUAAUGGCAACAUCAGGCUCAUGUUUGGGAAUUGACCUUGGCACAACCUCAGUUAAAGUUUCUCUGAUAGACAUCCAGUCAAAGUUGCCAGUUUUUUCCACAUCUGAGCCAACAAAUGCUGAUAUUGAUAAUGAACCUCGGAAAUCAGAGCAAGAUGUGUCGAAAAUUAUGCAUGCUGUUUGUAUAUGCUUGACAAGAAUUACUGAUAAAAAUAGAGCUUGUGUAAAAUGUAUAUGCGUUUCUGGUCAAAUGCAUGGGAUAUUGUUAUGGAAUAGUGAUUUACAAAUGAGUCUAGAAGAUGAAAAAUUGGAAGUACGUAACACAAGCAACCUAUUUACAUGGCAGGAUCAUAGGGCCUCGAGUGAGUACAUUGCAGCUUUACCGAAACCAGACUCCCAUCAGAACAAAGCCACUGGUUUUGGCUGUGUUACCUUGUUUUGGAUGGCACAGUUUCAGCCGGAAGUGCUGGUACAUUACAAUACAGCCGGAGGUAUCAUGGAUUACUUGGUAGUGUUGCUGUGUGGGCUUGAUAAACCUGUAAUGAGUGAUCAGAUAGCCUCCAGCUGGGGAUAUUUCUCAUCUCAAACAAACACAUGGAAUUUUCAAAUAUUGAGAGAGGCCAAUUUUCCCGUGCAUGUACUUCCUGUUGUUGAAAGGUCAGGGUCGCAAGCAGGAACACUAUGUACAGAGUGGUUUGGUAUACCAAAGGGUACACCAGUAUUGGCAGGUCUCGGAGAUCUUCAGUGCUCGUUUGUCUCCGGAUCUGAGGGAGAGACAGAUGCUGUGAUAAACAUGUCCACGUCCAGUCAAGUCUGUUAUCCGGUGCUGAGUUCUGAGUUUAUUCCUCGGCGAUGCGAGACACCUUCCCCCAUCAGUUUCUUCCCUUUCUUUAACCAGAAGUUUUUAGCGGUGGCUGCAAGCCUUAAUGGUGGGAAUACUUUAUCAGCAUUUGUGAAGAUGUUACAGAAUUGGUUUGGAUCAUUUGGUGUAGCACUGGACAAACAAGAUAUCUGGCAGAAGCUGACGGACCUGUCCACAGCUAAAACUCCUGAUGGUGUAAAUGGACUUUCUACAGCUACAGUCUCUGAUACAGGCGUGAAAGGACUGGUUAUCCAGCCACUGCUUUUUGGUGAGAGACAUGAUCCAACAUUGACUGGUUCUGUAUCUGGUGCUCAUGAAGAUAACCUAUCUCUAGGCUGUGUCUUCCAAGCUAUGUGUGAAGGUCUGGUGAACAAUCUUCACCAAAUGAUGCCAGUCUCCAUGUUAAUAGAGAGCGGAAUAACCUCACUUGUUCUUACUGGUUCUGUGAUUGAUAGACAACCGUAUGUGAAAGAUUAUGUGAAGAAGUUGUACGCACCACUUACGGUUAAAGAACAAUCAGGGAUAGAUGCCUCAGUAGGGGCAGGAAGGAUUGCAUGCAAAUUUUUAGAAACUUUGUCUACACACUAAUUGAUUUAUUCUUAAAUCUUCAUACUGCUGGUGGUGUCGCUGAAUUUAACUGAAUUUUUGGUUGCAUCGCUGCAAGAAUAAUCCAGACAAACAAAUGAAAUUCAUUAUUUUAUCUUGAAAAUAUGAAAAUCACAUAUUCAUUUUCACAUGAAAUAUAGCAGUGAUUUGGCCAAAAUUAUGAAAUAUUAUGCCAAAGAAAUCAAAAUGAGUUCAUAGAAUUAGGGCAUUAAGCCAGUUUAUAAACUGCUGAACCCUGGCAAUAUGAUGUGUUUUUGCAGGUCGCAAAAGGUGCUAAAAAUUCAAAUGCAAAAAACUUUUACAGUUAUAUAAAAGAAUAUUUUUAUUACAGUAUAUUUGUGCUUUUUAUUACAGUAUAUGUGUGUAAUGAAAGCUUGUGCUAUUAUUAUUGUUUUCCAUGCAGUUCCAGGAAAUGAAAUAUACUGCUAUCAAUUA